Messenger RNA from Saccoglossus kowalevskii, 1449 nucleotides. RefSeq names its product bifunctional peptidase and (3S)-lysyl hydroxylase JMJD7-like. The record is from RefSeq and is a predicted model, not a curated record. NCBI's taxonomy places the organism in Eukaryota, Metazoa, Hemichordata, Enteropneusta, Harrimaniidae. Gene Ontology annotation, molecular function: calcium ion binding.
AUGACCUUCAGGGGUCAUAAAAAACCAGAAUGUAUGACCUUUAGGGAUCAUAAAGAACCAGGAUGUAUGACCUUCAGGGGUCAUAAAGAACCAGGAUGUAUGGCCUUUAGGGGUCAUAAAGAACCAGAAUGUAUGACCUUUAGGGGUCAUAAAGAACCAGGAUGUAUGGCCUUCAGGGGUCAUAAAGAACUAGAAUGUAUGUCCUUUAGGGGUCAUAAAGAACCAGGAUGUAUGACCUUUAGGGGUCAUAAAGUAUCAGGAUGUAUGACCUUUAGUGGUCAGAAAGAACCAGGAUGUAUGACCUUUAGGGGUCAUACAGAACCAGAAUGUAUGACCUUUAGGGGUCAUAAAGAACCAGGAUGUAUGACCUUCAGGGGUCAUAAAGAACCAGGAUGUAUGGCCUUUAGGGGUUAUAAAGAACCAGAAUGUAUGACCUUUAGGGGUCAUAAAGAACCAGGAUGUAUGGCCUUUAGGGGUCAUAAAGAACCAGAAUGUAUGACCUUUAGGGGUCAUAAAGAACCAGGAUGUAUGGCCUUCAGGGGUCAUAAAGAACUAGAAUGUAUGACCUUCAGGGGUCAUAAAGAACCAGAAUGUAUGACCUUCAGGGGUCAUAAAGAACCAGAAUGUAUGACCUUUAGGGAUCAUAAAGAACCAGGAUCUGCAGUACCUGACUGUCUUCUUUGUGGUACGUUUAAGAAGUUUGUACAGGAAUGUAAUCUAUGGAUUAGUAGCGGUGGUACGUCAUCAGUUUUACAUUACGAUGCAGAUCACAAUAUUCACUGUUUAUUUGACGGUAGAAAAGACAUUAUUCUAAUUCAUCCAAAGUACCAAGACUAUUUAGACAUGGUCAAGAAGGCAUCAUAUUCUGGAUCAAGUUAUUCCACGAUGGAUAUGGACAUGAUCAAUAUGUAUAAGAAUCCAAACAUCGCUAAAGUUCCGUGGACAUGGGCAACAAUCAGACCUGGUGAUUGUGUUUAUUUACCUGCUGGUUACUUACACCAAGUGCGGUCUUAUGGUCGAAGUCUUGCCGCUACGAUACUCUUUACCACGGAUGGUGACUUUGACGACAGUGAUUGCGAUGAUGCAACAUUUAACUAUACAAGUCUAGCAGAUAUUGACGUGACAUGGACGUACAAGAAAGGUGACAAGACUAUUGACAUGGGUUACAUGAAUAUAGAAAUUAUACGUCGGAAUUUACUCGCAUUUUCACAAGAAGAGGAUAGGUUAUUAAAAGAGCGGUUUAUUUAUUAUUACUACGAUAUGCAGGAUAAGGAGGAAGAAAAUAUACCGCCAGCAGAGCAGGCAUGGGCCAAGUUGGACAAAGCUGGUAAAGGAUUUCUUACCCGAAAUGAAAUUAUUAAUAUGGACAAAGAAAUUCUGAAAGAUUUUGCUCGCUUUGUUGAUCCUCCACAUGGGCCAUCUGGAGGAGAGACUCAUGAUGAACUUUGA